GAAGAGCGGCGUUUUCGGAAGAGCAGGGCUCGGCAGAUGUGCUGGUGGUGAAAAUGGCAGUGCCGUUUGUGGAAGACUGGGACUUAGUGCAGACUCUUGGUGAAGGGGCUUAUGGAGAAGUUCAACUUGCUGUGAAUAGGCGCACCAAGGAAGCAGUGGCAGUGAAAAUGGUGGACAUAAAAUGUGCUAUUGAAUGCCCGGAACAGAUCAGGAAGGAGAUCUGUAUCAACAAAAUGUUGAAUCAUGAGAACAUUGUGAAAUUCUAUGGACACCGAAGAGAAGGCACCAUUCAGUACCUCUUCCUCGAAUAUUGCAGUGGGGGCGAGCUCUUUGACCGAAUAGAACCUGAUAUCGGCAUGCCAGAAUCAGAAGCACAGAAAUUUUUCCAUCAGUUAAUCGCUGGCGUGGUCUACCUCCAUAGCAUAGGAGUGACACAUCGGGAUAUUAAGCCAGAGAAUCUGCUACUUGAUGCAAGAGACAACCUCAAGAUCUCAGACUUUGGGCUCGCUACAGUAUUUAAAUAUAACGGCUCUGAGCGACUGUUGAACAAGAUAUGUGGCACGCUUCCAUACCUGGCCCCCGAAGUCCUGAAAAAAAAAGAAUUCCAUGCUGAGCCGGUUGAUGUUUGGUCCUGUGGAAUCGUGCUCACUGCGAUGUUGGCAGGCGAAUUGCCGUGGGACCAGCCUGCUGAUACUUGUCAAGAAUAUUGCGAUUGGAAAGAAAGGAAGACAUAUCUUUCCCCAUGGAAGAAGAUUGAUUCAUUGCCCCUCGCCUUGCUCCUGAAACUCUUAAAUGAAAACCCCUCAUCCAGGCUUACCAUCGCAGACAUUAAAAAAGACAGAUGGUACACAAAACCUUUAAGGAAAGGCAUAAAGCGGUCCCGGGUCUCUUCAGGAGGACCUUCCGAUUCUCCAGGAGGUUUUUCUAAACACAUUAGAUCAGAUAUGGAUUUCUCUCCAGUAAAAGAUGCACACAGUGAGGAAAAAAAGAUCUGUUCCAAAUCCCAGCCAGAACCAAGAACUGGGCUCUCCUUGUGGGAAAGCAGCCCAGGCAAUAUCGAGAAAUUGGUGCAAGGGAUUAGCUUCUCUCAACCCACCCGCCCGGAGCAUAUGCUGCUGAACAGCCAGCUGCUAGGCACUCCAGGUUCAUCACAGAACCCCUGGCAACGUCUAGUAAAAAGGAUGACCCGUUUCUUUUUGAAAUUGGAUGCUGACCAGUCCUAUCAAAUCUUGAAGGAGGUUUGUGAAAAGAUGGGCUACAUCUGGAGGAAAGGUUGCACAAACCAGGUAUAA
This is a messenger RNA of Protobothrops mucrosquamatus (brown spotted pit viper), 1292 nucleotides long. RefSeq names its product serine/threonine-protein kinase Chk1-like. Bases 54 to 1292 code for a protein of 412 amino acids. Gene Ontology annotation, biological process: protein phosphorylation; DNA damage checkpoint signaling. The record is from RefSeq and is a predicted model, not a curated record. Gene Ontology annotation, cellular component: nucleus. Gene Ontology annotation, molecular function: protein serine/threonine kinase activity; ATP binding. NCBI's taxonomy places the organism in Eukaryota, Metazoa, Chordata, Lepidosauria, Squamata, Viperidae. The transcript has 11 exons.